Messenger RNA from Rhipicephalus microplus (southern cattle tick), 1211 nucleotides. RefSeq lists its product as uncharacterized. The record is from RefSeq and is a predicted model, not a curated record. Lineage: Eukaryota; Metazoa; Arthropoda; Arachnida; Ixodida; Ixodidae.
GCAGGUAUGAUGACUCUUGCAGCACAGCGGCGCACGAAACAGGCAGAAACCGUUCCACGAAUUGAAAGCGGAACACGAUGCUAAUCGUACUACAACCACUAAAGUGUGGUGCGGACAGGUUGUAUAUUUAAGGAUCGCAUAGCAACCAGCUCAGACAGGCACCAGCCACGUGCGGAGCUAUCAUGAACACCAUGUUGAUUGUAUUUGCGCUACUGGCCUCUUCAGUACUGGCGGAAGAAAGCAAGAACUUAACGGAGAAAAAUGAGACAGCAGUCGAAGGACGAGGACUGUUUUUGGGCAGCCACAAUGUCUUUCCUGGCUGUCCACCCUGCCCGUGCGCGUACGGCGUUGGUAUCGGAGGCUUGGGUGGUUUUGGUGCCUCUGGUGUUGGUCUCAAUUAUGGGGCUGGACCAGCAUUCGGCCUUAACCCAGGUGUUGGCCUAGGCCCUGGUGUCGGUGCUGGCCACGCAGUCGGAGGAGCAAGUAUCGGUUCCGGUCUCGGAGGUGGCCCGAUAGCCAAAGGAUCAGGGCUCAGUCAAGGUAUAGGGGUCAGCCAUGGAGCUAUAGGAGCAAAUCCUGGUUCCGAAGGAGGACUUCAGCAUGGAACAGCCAGCAUUAACCCUGCAGUGGGCGGUGCACUAGCCGGCGCGGGAGGCAUUGGUGUUGGUGCCAGUGGCAGUUCUAGCUCCGUCUUCUCUCCCGGAGCUGGUGUUAGCCCUGAAAUCGUUCAUGGUGGAGGACCUAUAUUGGAACCCAUGGGAGGGGCUGGCCUUGGUGUCAGCCCGACCAUCGCUGGUUUAGGUAUUGGAGCUGGCAUUGGAGCUGGACAUCAUUCAGCGGCUUCCGGCCACUCGGGUUUUCAGACGGGCUCCGGAUUCGCCAACAAGGCCGGUGGACACAAGGCCGGUCAGGGAAGCUUUGCCUACAACGUGGGAGGGUCAGACAGCAGCUCGUACGGGCACAGCAGUUCUUAUGGUGACUCGAAGAGCUUUGGCCUAAGUUCCAGUGAAGGUUCAAUCCAUGCCCAAGGUCAGGGCAGCCAUGGAACCACCUUCAACAAGCAGGCUGCUGGUUCGGAAGCGUCUAGUCAUAGCUCUGGGGUGAAGACUAAGGUGGUUGUUUGAAAAAUUUGGGCUCAAGUUUGUAGAGCUGACUGUGCUUGCCAAAGAAACGUUGUAUGUGAAAGCCAAAUAAAACUUUUAUCUUAUGUA